GGAUAAGGACCUGAACCGUGAUAUCCCCGCGCACCAACCACGGAGCAGGUGUUUCGGUGGCAGCGCUGUCAUCACCAGCGGGCUUCACCGUUUGCCUCCGUCCCGCAGCUCUGCGCCAAAGGUUGCAGUUGGCAUUGGAUACCAUGGAAUCAGACUGGCAAACAUUGUGGAUAUCUUUAACUGCGACAGUUAUGUUGUGAUGCGUGGACCAAACGUGCAGAUAUCGGGGCUCUAUAAGUAGAGGAGAUCACCACAUUCAUUUUAAGGCUCCUAUCCAGGCACGACAACCUCUAACUAACUCUCACUGUUGAAACAUGAGGGUUUAAGUUGAGUCAGCAAGUCAAAAACAGCAAAAUGCGUCAUCGCAUCAACAGUCAAUAAGACUUCUUGGGCCUCUCGCCAACUUUUUUUUUAACUUAUUGUAGCUGUUUCUUCACCAGACACAGACAUGCGACCGUCCCUGGCCACAGCAGUCCUGCCACCCAGGACCCGCUCCCACAAUCCACCCAACCUGGCUGUGGGGGUCCGCGAACACCUUUCAGCUCCAAGAAGGCGCAGCCCCCACCUCCGGCACACCCUCAGCCCAGAGAACCUGCGGACCCUGGCGGAGAGGGGUGGGGCUGCUGUUGAUACCGUGUCUGUGGUCAGCAGUCCUAUAGGGCUUCCACGUGCUAACAGUGAUACAGACCUGGUGACGUCCCAGAGUCGCUCCUCGCUCACGGCGUCCACUCUGGAGUACACGCUGAACCGGGGUCAGAACCUCGUCAUAUCCUGGGAUAUAAAGGAGGAAGUGGAUGCUACCGACUGGAUCGGGCUGUACCACAUUGAUGAAACCAAUCCUUCCAAUGUGUGGGACUGUAAGAACAGAGGGGUGAAUGGCACCCAGAAAGGUCAGAUUGUAUGGAGGCUUGAGGCUGGGCCCUACUUCAUGGAGCCUGAGACCAAGGUAUGUUUUAAGUAUUACCAUGGAGUGAGUGGAGCCCUUCGAGCCACCACCCCCUGCAUCACCGUGAAGAAUCCAGCCGUCCUGGUGGAGGGGCUGGCAGAGCAGGUGGGCAUCGAACAUCCUCGGAAACUGAUCAGCUUCACAUUGACAGAUUUGCGUGCCACUGGCCUGAAGAAGGGCAUGUUUUUUAAUCCGGAUCCAUACCUGAAGAUGUCCAUCCACCCAGGGAAGAGGAGCGUCUUCCCCAUCUUCAGUCAUCAUGGACAGGAACGGCGAUCAGCAAUCAUUGCUAACACCAUCAACCCUGUCUGGCAUGGAGAGAAAUACACAUUUGUAGCACUAAUGACAGACAUCCUGUAUAUUGAGGUAAAGGACAAGUUUGCAAAAAGCCGACCAAUCAUCAAACGCUUCCUCGGCCAGCUGACUAUACCUGUGCAGCGGCUUAUUGAAAAGAUACCUGGUGUCCAGCCUGUGAGUUUCUCUCUGUGUCGGCGCCUGCCCACUGAACAUGUAAGUGGUCAGUUGCAAUUCAAAGUGGAGCUCACCUCAACCGGGCCUGAUGGUGCUUCUCCUGAUUCCAUCAUUGGCAUUUCAUCCUUAAACGGAGCACCAGGGACUCCAUCUGAUGACGAGGACCUGCCACAUCACCUUCCAGGAGUGGUUUCUGCGGGACUCUCGCCUACCGGCUCCCAGAGCUCGCAGGGCAUGUGGGAAAGUGGGGCCAUGGCCUGCCCAGAAAAGGACCUGUCUUUUAUGGGUGCUGCGGCUAGAUUUGUGGGGCCUGAGAGCCUGUCGGGCCACCAAUUGCUCCAAAGAUCAUUCAGUGAGGGCCUGGAUGCUAUUGAGGCCCCCAAGGGUCCUGGUGAAAGACCCCUGGGUGCAGCCUCACCCAAACUGCGCUCUAGCUUCCCCACACACACAAGGCUCAGUGCCAUGUUGCACAUAGAUUCAGACGAAGAUGAGGAGAGGUCAGGGGCCAAUGACAUCACUCCAGUGCCGCUCUCACCGCUACUGCUGAAUGGAGAAGCUUCAGAUGUUGACGGCCCCGAAGAUGAUGAUGCUUUUCUAGAGCUCCAACAGCCUGAGCAGCUCGAGCCCUCUGUGCUUGUGGCGGAGCCUGAGGGUGCAGCUGCUGCGAUAGAAGACACAGCCGCUGAGUUGGAGGUGGAAACAGGUCUGGACUUGGGCGAUAUUUUGGAGCUAGAUGUAUUUUCUGAGGCAGAGGAGGGUCCAUUCACAGAGGCUGCGCUAGAGGGUUUAGAGAUACCUGAGGAAGGAAGGAUGCCUGGCGACGAACCCUCAUCAGACAUCGACACCUGCUCUAUGGCAACAGCCCCACAGACAGUCUUCUCAUCAUCAGAGAGCUGUCCGGUCACCCUGACCACUGCUGUGGAAGCAGAGGAGGGAGCAGAGACAGCCAUAGAUCCAGGGGGAACCGUGGUUUCCAGCACCUCACCAACCCCGCAAGCUGUAGACGAUGAAGGGGGUGGGCGAGCUGAUGUCACUGAGGCUGAAGGAGAAGCUCCGCCAUCCAGCGAGCUGGAGGAGGUUGAGGACAUCAGUGUCAGGAGGCUCAGCCUCCAGGCGUCAGGGGGCGUGGCUGAAGAAAAUGAAGGGGGGGAGGCAAAGCCAAAUGAGGAGGCGGGGUCUUUGGAUUCAGAGCAAGAUGGAGAGGAAGGUACCCAUGUCAACGGCCAUCCUGUACGUUCGCUCCCCUCUGUACGUCAGGACAUCCACCGAUACCAACGUGUGGAUGAGCCUCUGCCCCCCAACUGGGAGGCUCGUAUCGACAGCCAUGGGAGGAUCUUCUUCGUGGACCAUGUGAACAGGACCACCACGUGGCAGCGUCCCACUGGACCUCCUGCCCCGCAGGGCCUGACCCGCUCCAGCUCCAUUCAGCAGAUGGAGCAACUAAACCGCAGAUACCAGAGCAUCAGGAGGACAAUUACAAACAGUGAUCGGACAGAGGAAAGCGCUGUUGACCUACUACCUGAACCAGAAAGUGAACUGAUGCCCCACUCCAUUUCUGAAUACAGACGAGACAGUGCAGUCGCUCAUGCCAGUGGUCGCACGCGCCUCUCUCUCCUGCUGCAGUCACCCAGCGCCAAGUUCCUGUGCAGCCCCGACUUCUUCACCGUGCUGCAUUCAAACCCUAGUGCCUACCGCAUGUUUACGAGCAACACCUGCCUGAAGCACAUGAUCAGUAAGGUGCGCCGGGACGCUCAUUACUUUGAGCGCUACCAGCACAACCGAGACCUCGUCACCUUCCUCAACAUGUUCUCCAACAAGCAGCUGGAGCUUCCCCGAGGGUGGGAGAUGAAACAUGACCAUACUGGGAAGCCCUUCUUUGUGGAUCACAACUGUCGCUCUACGACCUUCAUCGACCCACGGCUACCCCUCCAGAGUUCUCGCUCGACUGGGCUGCUGGCCCAUCGCCAGCAUCUGAGCCGCCAGCGCAGCCACAGUGCCGGGGAGGUAGUUGACGACUCUCGCCAAACCAACCAGCCCGCCAUGCCCCGCCCCUCCAGCACCUUCAGUGGCUCCAGUCGGAGUCAGUGCCACGAUGUGGUGCCUGUCGCCUACAAUGACAAGAUCGUGGCAUUUCUACGGCAACCCAACAUCUUAGAGAUACUGCAGGAAAGGCAACCCGAGCUCGCCAGGAACCACUCACUCAAGGACAAGGUCCAGUUUAUUCGCGGUGAGGGCGUCAGUGGGUUGGCUCGUCUCUCGAGUGACGCUGACCUCGUCAUGCUGCUGAGCUUGUUUGAGGAGGAGGUGAUGUCAUAUGUGCCGCCAUUACUUCACCCAGGUUACAGCAUCGCCUCUCCUCAGAGCUCCCCUGGCACUCAGCGAGCCAAUGCUCGUGCUCCUGCUCCCUAUAAGCGAGAUUUUGAAGCUAAACUGAGAAACUUUUAUCGAAAGCUGGAGACCAAAGGUUACGGCCAAGGACCAGGGAAAGUCAAGCUGAUCAUACGCAGGGACCACCUUCUGGAAGACGCCUUUAACCAAAUCAUGUGCUACUCCCGUAAAGACCUGCAGAGGAGUAAACUCUAUGUCAGCUUUGUAGGCGAGGAUGGACUGGACUACAGUGGUCCCUCCAGAGAGUUUUUCUUCUUGGUGUCCAGAGAGCUGUUCAACCCAUACUAUGGCCUGUUUGAAUAUUCAGCCAAUGACACGUACACAGUGCAGAUCAGCCCCAUGUCAGCCUUUGUAGACAACCACCACGAGUGGUUUCGCUUCAGUGGGCGAAUCCUGGGGCUGGCCCUUGUCCAUCAGUACCUGCUGGAUGCCUUCUUUACCCGACCCUUCUACAAGGGGCUUCUUCGCAUCCCGUGUGACCUGAGUGACUUGGAGUUCCUGGACGAGGAGUUUCACCAGAGUCUUCAGUGGAUGAAGGACAACGACAUUGAAGAUAUGCUGGACCUCACUUUCACUGUCAAUGAGGAGGUUUUUGGACAGAUUACAGAGAGAGAGCUGAAGCCGGGCGGGGCUGGUAUCCCUGUGUCCGAGAAGAACAAGAAGGAGUACAUCGAGCGAAUGGUCAAGUGGCGUAUAGAGAGAGGAGUGGCUCAGCAGACGGAGAGCCUGGUGCGAGGCUUUUAUGAGGUGGUUGAUGUGCGACUGGUGUCAGUGUUUGAUGCCAGGGAGCUGGAGCUGGUGAUCGCAGGCACUGCAGAGAUCGACCUGGCGGACUGGAGGAUCAACACAGAGUAUAGAGGAGGUUACCAUGACAACCACAUAGUGAUUCGCUGGUUCUGGGCGGCUGUGGAGAGAUUCAACAAUGAGCAGAGGCUCAGGCUGCUGCAGUUUGUGACAGGCACUUCCAGUAUUCCUUACGAGGGUUUUGCCUCCCUACGGGGGAGUAAUGGACCUCGCAGAUUCUGUGUCGAGAAGUGGGGAAAAAUCACUUCCUUACCCAGGGCUCACACUUGCUUUAAUCGUUUGGACCUCCCACCUUACUCCUCCUUCUCCAUGCUCUACGAGAAGCUGGUCACGGCUGUAGAGGAAACGAGCACUUUCGGUUUGGAGUGACCUCAAAACAGCUUAAGGCAGAGAAGCCCCUGGACAUCUCUGGAAGGACAUGGAAAAUAAAACUAAUAUCCUCAAAUGGCAACUACCCACCCAUGGAUAACGCUGCAGUUUUUUUACAACUGGUUUUUCUUCACUCAGUACACAGGAUUCAUUCCAAUUCUCCGCCUCUCUCUUACAUUUUUGACAGCGAUCCAUCACUUGAACACCCUCUGGAAGAAAGACGGAGAAUUGGAAAAAUAGAGCGAAAAGCCGUAUAUUGCAGUUUCUUGUUGUCAUGGUAACCUUUGUUCAUUAAGCCACAUGUGUGCUUUAUCUCUUCAGUUAAUGGCCUUGGUUACUGGAUUUUUUUAGCACCUCCCCUCCUCCUCCUCCUCCUCCUCCUCCUCCUUCUCUUUCUCCAACCUGCAGCUCAGAGACAGCUGCUCGAAAACUACAAAACUCCCUCCUCCCUCCCUGGACCUCUAAACUGUGUCCUUCCUGCACUGAGGCUGCAGUGUUAUAAACUAUAACACCUAUAACACACUUAUACACUCACACACACACACACACACACACACACACACACAUAUAUAUAUAUAUACACUCACACCCACAAACAAACAUGGGACAUUUUGUUAUUGAAGUGCAAACCAGUGUUUCUCCCAAGAUUUUUUAUCAGCAUGGAAAUAUGACCUUCUUGACUUUUAAAUGGGUAUUCAAUGGAGCAGGAGAUACACUGGUGUGCACAAACACACACAUACACACACACACACACAAGCAAAUAAACAAAUACAAAUCAGUUGACUAAACAGAGACUGACAGUACAUGUCACAGUUUGGUUAUUUCAUAAGCAUCAGUAAAAUAUGUAUGGACAGUGUCAGGACUGUUACCUUCACUGCUCUAAGAUCAGAGCUCUUAUCUGAGCAUGAGAGGUUAAGACACAUCAGACACAGCUUUGUUUCCGGAAACACUCAACAAGGACACCCAGUAUCACACACACAUAUAAUACUACAGCAUUAGCCUUGCACCUUCUAGUGUAUUUUCUUACAGUGUAACAGAUGCACUCACUCCAGAUACAUGUACUGACACACUCCAGUCAUAUAGACAUGCAGGGUUCCUGUCUUUCAAACUCUUCCACACAUUUCUCAUGAGCGGCCAAUGCACUUUCUCUCCCACACAGACAGAUGACACCUGCUCAUGAGUGUGACACACAAGGUCCUGCUCACUGAUGCAAUCGCCUCCCGCCCAGUGAAAGUGAUGAAUGUACCAAACCAGUGACUGAAUGUAUGAACCUCAAGCAACUGUGGUUGGACCCUGAGGAAGGGAAAACUCACACAGGCUGGAGAGGAAACACAAAGUUGGAAGUGAAGUGAAAGGAAAUGAAAUAUGACGCAGUUGCUUGAGGAAUGAGGGGGCGCUUGACCCGAUGUUGGCACCGGAUUAGGCCUUGUUAGCUGAAAGACACAAACCUGGUGUCAACCAAGGUUUCUGUUCAGGGUGCAGUGGUGGGAUUUUUUUUAGUACCUCUUGGGUUUUUCUAAAGGGAAGCUAUUUUAUGUUUGACCAGAUCCACGUGUGUCACGAAUCAAAGACGAUGAAACUGUAGGAGCUGCAGGUUAAGUUCCUUUUACAGAUAUCAACACAAGGGGGCAGUAAGGUAUUAAAACAAAGAAGCAGUGAUUUAUCUGUGCUGAAUGACCAGAAGUGUGAGGAUGUAGUUGUCAGGAAAAGCCACUGACCUUUUAGGGCUGUGUGGAUAUUGUAUUUUAGAAGUUUUGUCAUGACAGACAAUAGCUUUGUCUUUAAAGCCAGUGAUACAACAUUUCUGUAAGUGCACUACCAUCCCCCAAGGGACCCUUUCACUUCUCUCACACACUUUCCUACACGCACACAGUAACACACACACAUUUUCUAUGGGGUGCAUGCAAGAUUACACCUACUGUAAAAAGUCCUGUUGGAGCUCAACCACAGGGGCUGGAAUCAUGGAGAUGAGCCCCACAUGUGAUGCGAGUUGUGGAGGCAGACUUUUGUAUCCCAGCCCCGCUCUCCCAGCCCAAUACUGCAUGCGGGAUCUUCUUGGUCAGCUCUGUGAGCCGAGCCAGGGCAGAAACCCCUAGAUGGCGUUGUGUUAUAGCUCGAUAUUGCAUGCUGAAAUAGUACAACACACUGUCCUUACUAGCUUUUUUGCAUGAGGAUAUUGCUACCCAUUCAGAAAAAGGGGUGAGGGAGUUGGUUAAGUUGUGUCACUUUGGUUGUGGCGCUUACUUUAAGCAUGCGGCCUUAUGCUUACCUGCCACUGUCAUACCUUGAGUGUGAAGCUCAUGGGAACAAGGUGUGGGAAUUCGGUGCUUCAGUCACUUAGUUUUAGCUCUGAUAAUUGACAAUGUGUGACUGCAAUCGUUUGUUUUCUCUAUGACAGUGUGGUGGCGAGUAUCUUGGCAGCAUGUUUUAAAAAUGUUGUUACUUUCAUAUGUGCACGUCUGCCUAUCUUAGUAAUAGGUCGAUAUGUUUCAUCGCUCAUGAAUCAGUGAUGAAUCGGUGGGGCUGUUUUGAUUUUGUGAAAUGUGAGAGCACAUGUACGUGUACCAUGUGUGCGGUCCUGUUUGUCUCUUUGUAUAUAACUGUAUAUGUAUGUCUGUCCUGUUGUGUGUAUAAAUAUAUAUAUUUUGCACCGAAUGUACCAAAGGUUUGGGACUUUCAAAGUCAACCAUUAGACCUGCUCUCUAUUUCACUGUCUCACACACACAUCCUGCUCCUGGCUCCUGACAAAUCCUGAAAAAUCCUGACAGAACGUCACUACAUGUUUGCUUGAGACGCAGAUUUCCGGCAUGGGCAAAAAUGCUUCACAUUACUUGGUCAGUUUGACGUUUUCCAUAAUGAUGCUAUUCUGCUGCAAAAGACUGGUCCAACUGGUAACUUGCUUCACAGUCACACUGCUCUUCUUUCUUAGUACAUUUCUGACAGGACCUGGCUCCACUUUUCUGAUUUCCACUCUAUGCAAAGCUCCUGUGUGUGUGUCUCCAUUUCACCCCAAUGAUUGUAAUAAAAGAGAACAAA
Messenger RNA from Paralichthys olivaceus (Japanese flounder), 8014 nucleotides. It is a transcript of the gene hecw2a, whose product is annotated as HECT, C2 and WW domain containing E3 ubiquitin protein ligase 2a. The record is from RefSeq and is a predicted model, not a curated record. Gene Ontology annotation, cellular component: cytoplasm. Gene Ontology annotation, biological process: protein polyubiquitination; regulation of dendrite morphogenesis. Lineage: Eukaryota; Metazoa; Chordata; Actinopteri; Pleuronectiformes; Paralichthyidae. Gene Ontology annotation, molecular function: protein binding; ubiquitin protein ligase activity.